Messenger RNA from Closterium sp. Yama58-4, 1554 nucleotides. NCBI's taxonomy places the organism in Eukaryota, Viridiplantae, Streptophyta, Zygnematophyceae, Desmidiales, Closteriaceae. The record is from the annotation of a GenBank genome assembly.
AUGUGGCAUUGGAACGGACCAGGCACAUUCAGGCUAGCUUUAGCAGCAGCUAGUCUACUGCUUCCUGCGACUACCUCUCAUCCAUUUCUCAGACAUCCUUUGAGAAUGGCUGCUACCGUCGCUACCUCCUCCAAGGUGGUCGUCGCGCCCCGCGCGGCCCUUUCCCAGGGCAGCAGCGCUGGCUCCAGCUCUGUCAGGGCGUCCGCCGGCAUCAGGUCCUUCAACGGCCUGGUCGCUGGUAACAAGGACAACCAGAAGUUCGCCAACAUUUUCGCCGUUGAGCACGACAUCCACUCCGCCGUCGCCUCGCACGUCGCCAAGGCGGGCAAGGGCACCCGCGGUGUGGUAACCAUGGCGAAGAAGAGCGUGGGUUCGCUGACGGAGGCGGACCUGAAGGGCAAGCGCGUGUUCGUGCGCGCGGACCUGAACGUGCCGCUCGAUGCGGACUUCAACAUCACCGACGACACGCGUAUCCGCGCCGCCGUGCCGACCAUCAAAUACCUCAUGGAGAAGGGCGCUAAGGUCCUCCUCACCAGCCACCUGGGUCGCCCGAAGGGUGUGACUGAGAAGUUCCGCCUGACCCCGCUCGUGAACCGCCUGUCGGAGCUGCUGGGCAUCAAGGUCGAGAAGACCAGCGACUGCAUCGGCGAGGAGGUCGAGAAGGCCGUCGCGGCGCUCCCCAACGGCGGAGUCGUGCUGCUCGAGAACGUCCGCUUCUACCCCGAGGAGGAGAAGAACGUCAAGGAGUUCGCUCAGAAGCUCGCGGCCAACGCCGACCUGUACGUCAACGACGCGUUCGGCACGGCGCAUAGGGCGCACGCCUCCACCGCCGGAGUGACGGAGUUCCUCAAGCCGUCCGUCGCCGGGUUCCUGCUCCAGAAGGAGCUUGACUACCUCGAUGGCGCCGUCGCCAACCCCACCCGCCCCUUCGCCGCGAUCGUCGGCGGCUCCAAGGUGUCUUCCAAGAUCGGCGUGAUUGAAUCCCUGCUCGCCAAGUGCGACAUUCUGCUGUUGGGCGGCGGCAUGAUCUUCACCUUCUACCGCGCGCUCGGGUACAAGACUGGCGCGUCGCUGGUGGAGGAGGACAAGGUGGAGCUGGCGACGAGCCUGAUCAAGAAGGCGGAGGAGAAGGGCGUCAAGCUGCUGCUGCCCACCGAUGUUGUCAUUGCUGACAAGUUCGCCCCGGACGCCAACUCCCAGAUUGUGUCGGCCAAGGAAAUCCCCGACGGCUGGAUGGGUCUCGACAUUGGCCCUGACUCCGUCAAGACGUUCAACGAGGCGCUCGACACCUCCAAGACCGUCAUCUGGAACGGCCCGAUGGGUGUGUUCGAGUUCGACAAGUUCGCCGUCGGUACCGAGGCCGUCGCGAAGAAGCUCGCGGAUCUGAGCGGCAAGGGCGUGAUCACCAUCAUUGGUGGCGGUGAUUCCGUGGCGGCUGUUGAGAAGGUGGGAGUGGCUGACAAGAUGAGCCACAUCUCCACCGGUGGCGGUGCCUCCCUGGAGCUUCUCGAGGGCAAGGUGUUGCCAGGUGUUGCUGCUCUCAAUGACGCCUAG